CUGCAGAACAGUCGCAAGUCCAUCUCUUCCCCCGAAGAACCGACAGCUCUUGACGUCCUCCUCAUGACCAUGCAGGAGAAGUUAGCUUACCACCAGAACAGCAGCCAAGCACUUCCCCCUGGACUUUAUCUGGGUUACCUAAAGCUCUGCAGCGCAGUUGACCAGAUCCGAGUGUUGGUGCCUGAACAAUUGCCUAACAUCUUGUGUCAUGUGAAAAUACGGAGUAAUUCCAACAUAUCUAGAGUCCAUACCUCUUCAGCUAGGAGCUUGGAGAAAGUCAGUAACAAUGCCAAAGAUUUCCGCCUGUACAGUCAGGAAGUUCUGGACUUUGGACGACAGGUCUCCUUCCUUCUGCUUCUUCCCCCUUCAGACGAUGUGUGCACUGCUCCCGGCCAGAAUAACCCUUACACCCCUCGAUCUGGCUUCCUCACCCUUCCUCUUCAGAUCUUCGAGCUAGUUCAUUUCUUCAUUUACGACCAUGAGUUCAUUAGCCAGUAUUGCCAAGUAUCUGCAUUUCUGGAGCUGGAAUCUCUCCUUUCUCAACAGAGCCUCCGAGAGGCCUUUUCGGACUCAGAGCUAACGACUGCCAAGCAGCGGCAUCAGCAAGUUCAGGAUUAUAUUCAGCAAAUGGAAGAGAUUUGGCGAGAAAUGCGUUGGAUGAUGGACGCCUUGCAACACGCCCGAUACAAGCAACCAUCUUGUGGCGUCCCACUUGGGUGGUUCGUCAAAGAAUCGAGCACAGCACAAAAUGAAAAAACUCAGUCCACCUCUUCUCACUUAGACUUCCUUCCAUCGCCAACCCCAUCUCCGGAUAUGAACCGUAAGCUCAACUCUGAUUCCCAUGGGAUCUCAGAUGAGGAGGGCUCCUCAGAAGUGUUCUUAGCUACCGACAGCGAUUAUGACUCCAGCAGUGCCCAGAGCCCUCGAGAACUUGACCUCGUCUACUCUUCUUCGGGACUCGAAUGCUACAGGAGAAGAACCCCCCGCCCCUUUAGGGACAGCGCCCCAGAUGUCCUCCAGAACCACGAGCUCAAAAUGCCCCCCAUCAUGCCUCCGAAGGAACCUCAGCCCCUCUCAGAGCAAUACGACAGUGACUUCGUGCUUCCCAGCCGACAGAUCGAGCUGCUGCGCAUCACGGAGAAAAGGCAGGCAUACUGUGUCCGGACCAGCAGUCUGGAUUUCCCCAAGCCCUUCUGCUUUGGGGCCAGGAAGUCUUGUCCUGGUUCAGUGGACAGCUCUCCGACUGAGAGCAGGACUGCUGGCCACUGCAGCUCUGUGCCAUCUGGAACGAGAUCCACUUUCAGCUCCAGCCACGAUUGGCACGCGGAGAGCUCAGGGGCUGUAUUUCGGACACGUUCAGUAGAGUGGACUCAGACCUUCCAGGAGACAUCUGAGCCGGGGCACGUAGCCAACUGGGGCAGGUUGCCAGGUUCGUUCAUCGUACGGGUGUGCGCUCAAUACGAAACAGGGCUCUCCAAAGAAACCAGCGUCAAGCUGCCCCUCACGAACAAGAUGUCGGCAGAAGAAGUGGUGAAGCUGGUGGUCCAGGAGACGAACGAGAUCUCGCGCAAAGUCCUGGGAAACGCCAGCGCGGUCUGCUACAGCGAGGAACAAUUUGGUCACUUUGCGUUAGUGUUCGUCACGGAGGACGUGGAACAGUGCCUCCCCGACAACUUCCUGCCCCUCUCGCUCCAAAAGGCCUGGCCCAACGGGAGAUUCUGUGUCCGAAUCAAAGACACAUCCCCUCUCUUGUUCCGGUACGGCCCAGCCACGACGGUAUGAGGGCCAGGGACACAUCCAGAAGGAGAACAAAAACACAAGGACCAUCCAACUUCCAACGAGCAGAACGCUCAUCA
Thamnophis sirtalis is the source of this 1856-nucleotide messenger RNA. The record is from RefSeq and is a predicted model, not a curated record. Lineage: Eukaryota; Metazoa; Chordata; Lepidosauria; Squamata; Natricidae.